Messenger RNA from Gongylonema pulchrum, 546 nucleotides. Lineage: Eukaryota; Metazoa; Nematoda; Chromadorea; Rhabditida; Gongylonematidae. The record is from the annotation of a GenBank genome assembly.
AUGCCGAUAAUUUCUUCUUUAGAUGAUCUGGAGGAUCCGGCUGCAACGCCAGUAUUUUGGAUCUCGAAAUGGGUUGACUACUCAGACAAAUAUGGCUUGGGUUAUCAGCUUUGUGAUAAGUCCAUUGGGAUUAUAUUUAACGACAACUCGAAGCUGGUUUUGGACGCAGCAGGAGACCGCGAAAACGCCGAAGAGUACUACACGGUUACCUGCUAUCCGGAGACGUUACAAAAGAAGAUGCUGUUGUUGGGGUAUUUCAAAAAUUAUAUGACUGAGCAUUUACUUAAUGCCGGUGACAAUAUGCCGGUGCGUGAGGGUGAUGAACUGGCUCGACUGCCCGUCCUUCACACCUGGUUCCGCACCUCGACAGCAAUCAUUUUACACAUAAGUAAUGGCACGCUGCAAAUAAAUUUCUUUAAGGACCAUACGAAACUUGUGAUUUGUCCAUUGAUGGGAGCGGCAACCUACAUUGAUGCGAACCGCGAUUUUCGCGUCUGGAAGCUUUCUGCGCUAGCGAAGUAUGGCUGUCCGAAAGCGCUUUUGUAA